UCUUGUGUGUGUGUGUGUGUGUGUGUGUGUGCGUGGAGUGGUAAUUCACUGAGCUUUUCAAACGGCAGUAAAACAGAAGGAGUGUGCUGAUGCUCGUCUUUAUCCAACCACCAAGCGUGUGUUUGUUUAGGGAAAGCGGUAGACCGCAUUGGAUGGAUCACUGUUUUUUUUGCACAUAACAGCAGAGAUGGAUUCCUAAUCAUACGCGCCAUGGGUAUUUUCCCUCUCACACACACACACACACACAUGCAAGUACUGCCUCCCUCGUUCUCUCUAUCUUUGAUCCCCGGAUGAUUCACCAUCACCUGGACAACGGUGAAGGACAACAAAGGAAAGACAAUUCAAAUCCUGUUUGAAGAUAAAAGGAGACAAUGUUUUGGUCCCCCAGACUGUCACUUUCCAAUUUCCAUGUAAAGCUGACAGCCAAAGGACUUUUCCGGAACCUUCAGCUGCUGCCAAGAUGCAAGAAGAGCACAGUCGUCUUCCACACAGUGGACAAAAACAAGCCUCAGGAGGCUCCAGCAAGACCCACAAACACCAACAGCAGCUCACUGGCAGCAGCACCAGCAGGAGGAAACAGCGAGAGAAAACAGCAUCCUCCACCAGAACUGGUACCAGAUGUGGUAAAGGCUAACACAACAGUGAUGGCAGUUCUCCCAGUACCAACCCCUGAAACCACCAACACUGGCUCAGGCUCCACUGGCGCAUCUGGUCUUGGGUUAAAAGCAAAAUCAAGAUCCAGCCCCAGAACAGCAUCUCACUUCCAGAAUACAUCCAAGCGUGGCGCAGCAGGGGCUGUUGUGGUGGACUGGAUGGUCACUGCCAAACAAAACCAGAGCAAAGAGCUUCCUGAGAAGAAGAACCUAGCCAUCAACCGGCUGAGGAAACUGGUUGUCCAGGGGAAUAGGAGAGUGGAGGCUCUGGCUAUAGUUAUCCAACAACUAUUCAGUGAGUGCGAGGAAGCCCAGAAGCAGACGAAGGGUUUGUCACUGGAACUGGAGAACCUCCGAGAUGAGCUGGUGGCGUCAUCGCAGUGCUGCGAGUGUCUCCAGAAGGGGAAGGAGGAGGUGCACGUCAGUUUGGAGGAGGCCCUUAACCGGCUGCAAGAGCAGCAUAAGGAGGAGCUUGUGCAGCUGGAGGACAGACUGCGGAGCUUUUACCAGACAGAGUGGGACAAAGUCCAUCAGACGUAUCAGGAGGAGGCAGACAAAUGCCGCAGGUUGAUGGAACAGCAGGUGGAGAAGCUGAGGAGCCAACAGGAAGCAGACAAGAACAACCUGGAAGUGAGUCACAGCCAGAAGAUGGAGUCUCUUAGACUGCAGUAUGUGACCUCCAUAGAAGACUUGAAAAGGAUUCAGCAGACAGAUCUGGAGAAACUGAGCAGAACCCUGAAGGAGACUGAAACAUCUCUUUCUGACAAAAUAUGUGAGCUGUCAGCAGAGAACGGGGCUCUAAAUGAGAAGCUGAAAGCAGAAGAGGAGAGGAGGCGGCAUGUGCACACUGACAAGAAUCUGAAGGACUCUCACACAAUGUACCUGGAGCAGGAGCUGGACAGUCUUAAGGUGGUGCUGGAGAUCAAGAACAACCAGCUGCACCAGAGGGAGAAGAAGCUCAUGGAGAUGGACAAACUGUUGGAGACCAAUGUGAAAUUGGAGGAGUGUCUGACAAAGGUCCAACAGGAGAACGAGGACUACAAGGCUAGGAUGGACAAACACGCUGCUCUCUCCAAGCAACUGUCCAGUGAACAGGUCAAACUGCAGCAGACGCUGCAGAAAGAGUCCAAGGUCAACAAACGUCUGUCCAUGGAGAACGAGGAGCUGCUGUGGAAGCUGCACAACGGUGAUCUGCUGGCGAGUCCCCGCCGCCUCUCACCCACCUCGCCCUUUGGCUCGCCCCGGAACUCUGCCUCCUUCCCCACAAUUGCACCCUUAUCGCCCAGAUAGCAACUGCAACGGCAAGCCAUUCCUCUCCUGUGACCUCCUAUUUGUCCAUGUAAC
This is a messenger RNA of Gasterosteus aculeatus aculeatus (three-spined stickleback), 1997 nucleotides long. RefSeq names its product microtubule associated tumor suppressor 1b (gene mtus1b). Gene Ontology annotation, molecular function: microtubule binding. Gene Ontology annotation, cellular component: cytoplasm; nucleus. NCBI's taxonomy places the organism in Eukaryota, Metazoa, Chordata, Actinopteri, Perciformes, Gasterosteidae. The record is from RefSeq and is a predicted model, not a curated record.